Messenger RNA from Schistocerca serialis cubense, 3400 nucleotides. Its product is annotated as MAPK regulated corepressor interacting protein 2. The record is from RefSeq and is a predicted model, not a curated record. Bases 72 to 509 code for a protein of 145 amino acids. The transcript is spliced from 6 exons. Lineage: Eukaryota; Metazoa; Arthropoda; Insecta; Orthoptera; Acrididae.
CAAAUGAACGAUACACGGCAUCGUGUACGGGCUAUAGAAAUCGCAGUUUGCGCAAGAAGAGUGCAGAGAAAAUGUAUACUGUCUCCAAAGGGCCAAGUAAAAUCGUUGCUAAAACGAGGCGAGGACUUUCACACUCACAAAACAUAGAAAGGCUGGAAACACUGAGGGACCAGACGAAAAAGCCCUUGGACUCCGAUCAGGGUCAAGUUAUGAAUGUGCCGAAACCCGUGUUCCACAGUGUGAAUGGAAAACGAUCCAAUAGUCAGAGAACGCAGCAAGAAGUUAUUAGUCCACAACACGCCGAGCUGAUAAACUUCGUUUGUGAAUCUUGGCAUAGGAUAUGCAAAGAAUAUGAGCAAGAACCAUCAGAACAUGAUCGAGGUUCUAAUAAUUGUAUAGUCUAUUACAAUGAUGGUGAACGAAGUCCAGUUUUACAGGAUUUUAAACCAUUUGACCUCGAAUCUUGGUGGGGUAAACGAUUGUUCAAUAACAUCACAAAAUCUAUAUAAACAGUCUUUUCCAUGAGUAAGCAAAAUGGAUCGCAACAACACUGCUCAGACUACUUUGUGCACUGUGCAGUUGAUGUUGAUAUUACAGCAGACAGUAGGCUCACAUCUAGACGAUUGAGAAGUGAUAUCUCCUUCAUGAAUUGGGCAGCUGGUAGUGUGUGGAAAAUUUGUAGUGGCUCUUACCAGUAGCACACAGUGCCAUAGCCGAGCAGACAAAAAACAAAACUACAUGACUUGCCAAUCAUCACUGCAGUUCAGCUAUGAAACAUUCAUUAACUAUGACUGAUAUCUCUGUGUGGUGUAAGUGUAAGACUAAUAACAAAUAUUUCAUUUGUGUGAUUCCUGUGUGAACUAGUGCAAGAACGACAUUUAUCUCAUUCAAUCCAUAAAGGUUCUUUAUACAGAAAGUGACAUUGGACACAUACAGCUACCCUGAAGAAAUUAAAUGUAAGGAUGAAUCAACAGUGAAAUACAUUCACAGUAUUUUUAAUCCACCGAGUCAUGUUGUUUCGUUUGUGCUCCAGCUUCUGGUGCUGCAGUGACUUGUGACGUGGUGAGAUAGUGAUGAGAGUGAGAAUAUAGACUAGUCCUUGUAGCAGCCAAAGAAAGCAAGAAGUUUCCACCUUAAAUUUUUAAAAAAUAGUAUGUAUGCCACUAGUGCUGCAGGUGAGGAACAUUGUAGUUACUUCAGUUUUAUAAUGGACAACGUGUAAAAUUGAAGUAAUUCUGUGUUCAUCAGACCAACAGAUGCCUUUGCAAUACUAUUUAUUUGCAUCUUGCAAUCAAUGUGCACCAAGAUAUGUAUAUAUUUUAAUAAUGAUGCAGGAAGUUAAUAGUAAUGUUGUUAUAAUAUGAAGUCCCUUGUAAUGCCAAAUGAGUUUGGCAUGAACCAUUGGUUAAACAUUUCUGAGUUUUCUAUAGUAGUGACAUAUUGUAUUGAUGAUGAAUUGCAACCCUUAAAGCAUUUAAAAUGUUAAUGAGAGUUAUUUUUUGAUCUUUACUGCAUUUGAAAACUCUUUGCUCAUAGCUGUUGUUUGUUGCUUGUUUGAUGAAAAAGAGGAAAUUAUACUUUGAAAAAUUUUAGAUGAUGAACUUUUCUCUGAUUGAUGGCAGUAACAUUGUUACUUUUCAUACACCACUGCCUUAAAUGUUGUGAAUUAUAAGUUUUUUUAUAAAUCUAUAUUUUUCCUGUAUUUGUUGAUUUUAUAUGAGGAAUUUAUGAAAUGUUCACAGAUUUAUAUAUGUUUAUACUUCAUAAUUGUACAAUAAUUAUGACAUAUAAUAUAGUCAGUCAUUUAUUACAGAAACACUUUAAAAUUUUGAAUGUUAAGUGUAUGUAAUUUUGCAGAUGUGAUCUGAAAUUGUUAAUGCACCAAUCAUAUAAGAUUGAAAUAUGUUCCAGUGAAAAUUUUAAUCAAUUUGUAUACAAUAUUUUAGAGAGUUUAUGAUUAUUACUGUGUGUUCCACAGCAUCCUCCGAAAUGAGUUGUAGAGCUAUUUCAAAUGUACUUGAAAUAAGUCAAAACAUACCAUAUGUAUAGCUUCUGCCUGAUGGUCGAUUCUGUAACUUAAAUUUUUGUUUCAAAUUUUUGAAAACUCUUUGAGAUAGCUAGUAGGGACUGAACUUAAUUAAUAUAUAUAUAAAAAAACACUACCAAGGUGUUCUGCACAGGAAAAUAGGGCAAGUUUGUAGAUGUGGCUCUCUUUCUACAGAAAAUGUAGCAGAUAUUUGUGCUAGAGCAUUGCAGUAAAUGUGUUUAUUUAACAAGAAACCUUUGGAGUGUUUUCAAGUUCAGUAUAAAUUAGUGCAGUAGAAACCUCCAGUAGUUCCUUUUAAUUUUUUUUUAUCAUUUUUGAAAAAAUAGUUACAUGUUAUUGCUUAUGAGAGUUACUCAUACUGGUUUAAUUUCUGUGUACCACCAUUGAACAUAGAUGAAUACAUUGCCCCAAAGCUGCAGUUCAUUGUGCACGGACAGUUAAAAGUUGUGCAUUGUCUCCCACUCCCUCCCCCCCUCUCCCACUCCCUCCCCUCCUCUCUCUCUCCCUCCCUCCCUCCCUCCCUCCCUCCAGAUAGGUAUCUUGCUUAUAUCUUUUGGAAUUAGAAAUCACAGUUAAUUUUCUUAUUAUUUGCACUAUACAUUUCAUCUGUUGAAUGCAGGUGAUAGUUUACAAAGCUAUUAUCAAAAAUGAGACAAGAAUAAGCAAUUACUGUGUAAAAUAUCCAUUGUUUUAUAACUUUUUAGUAUCAUAUAAACUUGAUUUUAGGAUUGAAAGGGUUUUGUAACCUUCAGAAGGUGGAAAAUAUUACUAUUUUUACCUGUGAUAUACACUUUCUUCGGCAAGAACAUUGAACAAUUUGGAUUGUUACACCAUUUUGUUCAUUCAUAAUGGGCACAUUGUUUAGGACACUGUAUUGUAAAAGUGUCACUUAACAAAGAUAUCAAUAGUUUUCAUAUUCAAAGUUAAAUUAAACUGCAAAACCUGUGAAUGUCUCAAAAGGGAGAUUUUUUUUUGUUAUUGUGUCUUGCAAAAGAUAGGUAAUAUAUGACAUAGUACAAAUAUUAAGGGCGUUAGCAUUUCUGUAGUUUAUUUUGGCGCUGAAGAGCACUGGCCGACUGCUUAUGUUUGAAAGGACUGUGGAGAUACAUGUGUGUGACAGUUAUGGACAUAGUACAGAUGAUACUAAAUGCUUUAGACAGAUCUCGUUGAUAGUACAUGUGCCUGACAAGAAUAGCAAUAAUAUUAAUAAGAUUGAUUCGUACCUUAAUAGUGGUAAAAUAAAAAUUUAAAGAUUUUACUUUUUCUGGAGCUAUCUGAAAUGAAAGUUCUUUUCUACAAUGUUAUAUUGUUCUCAGCUGGCUGCUGCAGGAAAUAAAAGACAGUUGUUAUAUG